This is a messenger RNA of Prorocentrum cordatum, 1518 nucleotides long. Lineage: Eukaryota; Dinophyceae; Prorocentrales; Prorocentraceae. The record is from the annotation of a GenBank genome assembly.
GCCAGCCAGCGGCGCCCAGGGGCCGCCCAGCGGGCCGUGCCGGCGCCGUGCCGGCGCGCAGCCAUGAGCCGGGAUCUGACCGUCUUCCGCGGCCGGCGGGACCAGGACCCGCCCGGCAUGAGUGAGAAGGUGGAGCGCAUCAUGCAGGAGCAGGGCGUGAGCGAGCCCGUGGCCCGGAACCUCAUCAAGUACGGCAAGUUCGGCAUCGGGCCCAUGGCGGGCGGCCAGCUCGCCCCGCAGGCCCCGGCCUCGAGGCCAGCGCCCUCGAUGAAGGACGCCGCCGAGGAGAGGAAGCGCAAGCUCCAGGAGCAGGAGGAGCGGCUGCAGGCCCUGGAGAAGCAGCGGGAGGACGAGCGGCGCCACGCACCCCAGGCAGCGUUCAGCCCCUUCGAGCAGGCGGAGAGGCCGAAGGCGGCGCGCAGCGCUCCCCGCCUGGGCCUCAUCAGCCUGGGGGCGGUGCAGUCGCGGCCGGAGUCCAUCGAUCCGCUCGCCAAGGUCGACGUUCCCGUGCUGGCCGAGGGCGCGGCGGGAGCCGCGGAGGACGGCCCCGGCGGCAAGGGCAGGCCGGCAGACGCCGUGACUGGUGCGGCGGCCCCGCAGCCAUCUCGCGAGAGCGAGCACGCUCCAGAGAAGCGAAGGGUGUUCACGGAGGACGACAGGAGGAAGCCGCCCAAGAAGAAGAAAAAGAGGAGGAGAGAGGUUGGCUCCAGUGAUAGCGAGGAGGCGGCGAAUGGCGCGGCACAGGAGAGCGCCAAGAGAGCCAGGGAGGCCGCCCAGAGGCCGCCGAGGCCGAGAUCUCCGAGCUCUGCGUCGGGUCCUCCAGAGCCGCCGCGGGAGGCGAGACCUGCUGCGAGCGGCUCCUUGAUGACCGAGGAGCAAGUCAGGGCUAUGAUGGGCAAGGAGAAGGGGAAGAAACUGGAGCGCGGUUCUGCGCGAGCGAAGGCGCGGAUCCAGAAGGAGAUGCAGGAGUGGGAGUCCACCAAGAACAGCAACCCAGAAUUCUGGAAGGCGCCCAAGUUCGCACUGUGCUACUCUGGAGAGACAACGAAGAAUCGGAACUACUGAUUCAGCUCGACGGCCGCGGGGACGCGAGGUUUCUCCUCUAUCCGGGCGACAUCAGCUGACCAUGCCGAUCCUGGCCAGUCCAAUGCUGGGCCCAGGAUGAUUCAGCUCGACGGCCGCGGGGACGCGAGGUUUCUCCGCUACCCGGGCGGCAUCGGCUGACCAUGCCGAUCCUGGCCAGACCAAUGCUGGGCCCAGGAGGGAUCGGUGAGGUUGUCGGCUGACGUCUCCCGGCCAAAGCCCAGGCACGCCUCGCUGCAGGCCGUGACCUCUUGGCAGGCGCGAUCCUGUGCUUGCGUUGGGGGGGCCGCCGUCUGGCCGCAGCAGUUCCUUCCGCGCGCCAGCCGAUGCUCUCCUCCUCCCCCUCAUCAUCCUUCUUCGGCUGCGGCUGCGGACCUGGCCCUCCGUGAGGAUGCGGCCCUCACCCCUUCCCUGCGCACACAAUGUCCUGGCGGG